This is a messenger RNA of Grosmannia clavigera kw1407, 1191 nucleotides long. RefSeq names its product eukaryotic translation initiation factor. The record is from RefSeq and is a predicted model, not a curated record. NCBI's taxonomy places the organism in Eukaryota, Fungi, Ascomycota, Sordariomycetes, Ophiostomatales, Ophiostomataceae. The transcript is spliced from 4 exons. Bases 1 to 1191 code for a protein of 396 amino acids. Gene Ontology annotation, molecular function: ATP binding; RNA helicase activity; RNA binding.
AUGGCUGAAAAAGGACUCGAGGACGUCCCCGAGGGACAGAUCGAGUCGAACUACGAUGAGACCGUCGAUUCGUUCGAUGACAUGAACCUAAAGCCCGACCUUCUGCGCGGUAUCUACGCCUACGGUUUCGAGCGCCCGUCCGCUAUCCAGCAGCGCGCCAUUAUCCCGGUCAUCAAGAACCAUGACGUGAUUGCCCAGGCUCAGUCCGGUACUGGCAAGACGGCCACCUUCUCCAUCUCCGUCCUGCAGAAGAUCGACACCAACGUCAAGCAGUGCCAGGCCCUCAUUCUCGCCCCCACGCGUGAGCUGGCCCAGCAGAUCCAGAAGGUCGUUGUCGCUAUCGGCGACUUCAUGAACAUUGAAUGCCACGCCUGCAUUGGUGGCACCAGCGUUCGUGAGGACAUGAAGGCUCUCCAGGAUGGCCCCCAGGUCGUUGUCGGCACCCCCGGCCGUGUCCAGGACAUGAUCCAGCGUCGCUUCCUGAAGACCGACGCCAUGAAGAUGUUCGUCCUCGACGAGGCUGACGAGAUGCUUUCGCGCGGUUUCACCGAGCAAAUCUAUGACAUCUUCCAGCUCCUUCCCCAGUCGACUCAGGUCGUCCUUCUGUCGGCCACCAUGCCCCAGGACGUCCUUGAGGUCACGACCAAGUUCAUGCGCGACCCCGUCCGUAUUCUCGUCAAGAAGGACGAGCUUACCCUGGAGGGUAUCAAGCAGUUCUACAUCGCCGUCGAGAAGGAGGAGUGGAAGCUCGACACCCUCUCUGACCUGUACGAGACCGUCACCAUCACCCAGGCCGUCAUCUUCUGCAACACCCGCCGGAAGGUCGACUGGCUCACUGACAAGCUCACGGCCCGUGACUUCACCGUCUCGGCCAUGCACGGUGACAUGGACCAGGCUCAGCGUGACCUGAUCAUGAAGGAGUUCCGGUCGGGCUCUUCGCGUGUCCUGAUCGCCACUGACCUUCUGGCCCGUGGUAUCGAUGUCCAGCAGGUGUCCCUGGUCAUCAACUACGACCUGCCGGCCAACCGCGAGAACUACAUCCACCGUAUCGGUCGUGGUGGCCGUUUCGGUCGUAAGGGUGUUGCCAUCAACUUCGUCACCGCCGAUGACGUUCGCAUGAUGCGCGAGAUUGAGCAGUUCUACAGCACGCAGAUCGAGGAGAUGCCGAUGAACGUGGCCGACCUCAUCUAA